AUGGCUCCUGGAAAUGGUUCUUUUGUGACACAAUUCAUUCUGAAGGGUUUAACAGACCACCCAGAUCUCCAACUCCCUCUGUUCUUUCUGUUUGUAGCAAUGUAUAUUAUCACUGUGCAGGGAAAUGUCAGCUUCAUAACUCUUAUUGUCCUGAAUUCCCACUUUCACACCCCCAUGUACUUUUUCCUCUUUAACUUGUCCUUCAUAGACUUCUGUUAUUCAUCUGUUUUCCCACCAAAAAUGCUGAUCAACUUAAUAUCAAAGAAGAAUAUUAUCUCCUACCAGGGGUCCAUGGCUCAGCUCUUCUUCUGCUUUUUUGCCAUUUCUGAGUGCUAUGUGCUGACAUCAAAGGCCUAUGAUUGCUGUGUCACCAUCUGUAAUCCACUGUUGUAUAACAUUGCCACGUCCCCUAAAGUAUUCUCUAUCCUUAUUUUUGCUUCUUACUUAAUGGCAUUUUCUACUGCUAUGGCCCACACUGGAUGCCUGCUGAGACUGACCUUCUGUGAUGCCAACACCAUCAACCAUUAUGUCUGUGACAUCCUCUCUCUGCUCCAGCUCUCCUGCACGAUCACCUUCAUCAAUGAGCUGGUGGUCUUCCUCAUGGGCAGCGUCAACAUCUUUGUCCCCAGUUUCACCAUCUUCAUCUCUUAUGAUUUCAUUCUCUGCAGCAUCCUCCACCUCAGUUCCACUGAAGGCAGGUCCAAAGCCUUCAGCACCUGCAGUUCACACAUACUGACUGUAUCUCUGUUCUGUAGAUCAAGUGCAUUUGUGUAUCUCCAACCGUCUUCUUCAGGGUCUAUGAAUGUGGAAAAAAUCCCUUCUGUCUUUUAUACCAAUGUGGUUCCCAUGGUGAACCCCUUUAUCUACAGCUUUAGGAACAAAGAUGUUAAACUGGCUCUGAGAAAGACCCUGAGUAGGAAAAGUUUUAAUUAG
This is a messenger RNA of Choloepus didactylus (southern two-toed sloth), 933 nucleotides long. RefSeq names its product olfactory receptor 147-like. Gene Ontology annotation, cellular component: membrane. NCBI's taxonomy places the organism in Eukaryota, Metazoa, Chordata, Mammalia, Pilosa, Megalonychidae. The transcript has a single exon. Gene Ontology annotation, biological process: G protein-coupled receptor signaling pathway; sensory perception of smell. The record is from RefSeq and is a predicted model, not a curated record. Gene Ontology annotation, molecular function: G protein-coupled receptor activity; olfactory receptor activity; odorant binding. Bases 1 to 933 code for a protein of 310 amino acids.